CUGGAUUACACUAAGUUUAUGGAGCUGGAUUGUACUAAGUUUAUGGGCCUCAGCCUUUCUUUUAUGGAUGCAAACUAGGUGUUAUAUUAUAUAUAGGUAGGCUCCCCUAUUCUUCAUUGAACCAUAGCUGCGACUCUUGGAAGCCACUUUUUCGCUCUAGGAUCAUGAUGUCAUCACCCUCUCCCUUUCUCAUCAAUGUCUCGAUUGUAGAGAGGGAGAAGGUGAUGACAUCAUGAUUCUGAAGGGCGCACUUCUGCACGACAUCUCAUUACAGAGCCACAAGGUGUUAUGGCUAGGCGAUGAGUGUCCUCUUGUCGAGGAAACACUUGGGUAUGGUGUAUGAUUGUACAGAUCUGACUGAUGUGAAUCAUAUUACGGCUCGGAUUCAAGCACGCAAACCUUCUUAGUGGUGGUGGUUGGUUGGUUUCUUUUUAGUAUGGUUUGUGGGGUAUUGGGUUUGUUUCUUUGGUGUGGUUUCUUGGCUGGUUGAACUAUAUCGGUAUUUUAUUGCCUUUUAUCUUGUUUGGGUUUUUCCCUCUUUGGUCUUUUGGUUGUGAUUAUUGUGGGUGUCUUUACCAUUCUGUUUUCUAGUAUUGGUUGUAUAGUCUGGUCUCGGAGGCUUGUUUGUGGGUUUUUGCUAGACGCUGGUUAGUUUUUUUUGUUUGUGUAUUCUUGCCUAUGACCUCAUAUAUACCCUUUUGCUUUCGAAAAAAUAUAUAUUUUAACUUUGCAAACUUGUGGCUAAUUAAAAUCGCCAAAAAGAAAGAAAGGAGAAAGCAAGAAAAAGGGACCUGUUGAGAGCUGUCGUGGGAGUGUGUCAUGAGAAGAUGUUGAUGCAGAGCCGACACUAAAAGAGCUAAUAGUGUUUUUGGUGGAGCUGUCAGAGCCUUAUGGUGUUUUGGCUGCUCAAAUGAUGUUGCCAUUUUCAAGGUUGCAGCUCAAAUCAAUGCUCGCAGGUCUUAGUAGGAUAGUAGUGGGUGGAUUUUUUGUGUUGGUUGGUUUUUGGGGUCUUUGAGGUUUUGUGAUUUGGCCUUCUGUUUAUUGUGUUGGGGUUUCUUUUUUCUUUUUUGGUUCUUUUCGAGGUUGGUGGUUGUCUUUAUGGGUUGGUUGGUUUGUUUCUGGCGUUGUUGGUUUUCGAUCCAUUUUGAGGAGUGAUGUAUUUCUUUGUCAAUUUCACCAUCAAUAUAUCUUUUGCUUUCCAAAAAACAAAAAUCAUCAAAAAUUGUAUCAUCUGGUGCCUUGAAGUCUCGAAGUGUCUAUCAAUCAUUAUUAUAACAUAACCUAUUAAUAGCGCUGAAAUUCACAACACCAACCCAUAAGAAGCACAAAAUUUACCAAAAUGUUUGGCUACUCAUUUCUAUUCUAGCCACACCAAAAGAGAGAAAUGAAAAAAAAAAAAGAGUUACCAAAAUAUUUGGCCACCCAUUUCUACUCUAGCCACACGCCCACCCUUAAAGAGAAGUAAGAAAUGAAAAAUAUAAUGUAUAAAAUAAUUGAAAAUAAGAGAAAAAUUGGAAAAAAAAAAUUUAAAAAUGAGAUCAAAAACGAAGUUGAGUGUGAAACAAGAAAACCUAAAAUUCAAAAAAUAUACAAAUCCCUCUAUUCCAACAUACAGCAUGGACUCCUUUACUUGAGAAAUAAUUAUAUCUUCACACCUCAUUUUUGAGGUGUGGGAAGGUGGAAAAGGAGAGAGAUAGGAAGAAAGGAGAGAGAAAAUAAAAAUGUGAUAGUUGAUUUGAUUAAUAAAGAAGAGAAAAAUAAAUAGAAUUUAAGGUGGAAAAGAGGUGGAGAGAUGUGUAUAUAUCAUAACUCAUAUUACUUAUUACUUGACCUUUAUCAUCAUGCACAACUACACUGUUCCCUUGUCCAUUUUUGUAGCGACAGAGUAGAAAUAGUGGCGGUGCAUGCUUGAAAGCGCCUCACCCAUUAGCCGCCACUAAUUUCCUGCAAUGAACUUUCAUCCUCCAAACCUGCUUAGUAGCUUGCUAGAAUCAGCAGUUUCAACUCGCUCUCCUCUCCUUGGUCGUGCCGUCCAUGCACAAAUCAUCAGAAGCCAUGAAACCCCUCUGCCAUCGUUCCUCUGCAACCACCUCAUCAACAUGUACUCCAAACUCGACCUUCUCAACUCAGCUCAACACGUUCUCUCACUCACCCACCUCCGCACCGUCGUCACCUGGACCUCCCUCAUCGCCGGCUGCGUUAACAAUGGCCGUUUCGUCGCUGCUCUCCUCCACUUCGUUAACAUGCGCCGUGACUGCGUUCAGCCUAAUGACUUCACGUUUCCUUGUGUUUUCAAAGCUUCGUCGUCGUUGCAGAUGCCCAUCACCGGAAAACAGGCUCAUGCUCUUGCUUUGAAGGGUGGCCAGAUAUAUGAUGUGUUUGUGGGGUGUAGUGCUUUUGAUAUGUAUAGUAAAACUGGCCUAAGAGUUGAUGCUCGGAACAUGUUUGAUGAAAUGCCGCAGAGGAACUUGGCUACUUGGAAUGCGUAUAUUUCUAAUGCGGUUCAGGAUGGCCGGUCGUUGGAUGCGGUUGGCGCUUUCAAGGAGUUUCUUUGUGUGCAUGGAGAGCCGAAUUCAAUAACUUUUUGUGCGUUUCUCAAUGCGUGUGCUGAUAGAUUGGGUUUGCAUCUUGGGCGUCAGUUACAUGCGUUUAUAAUUCGUAGCGGAUAUAGGGAGGAUGUAUCUGUUGCCAAUGGGCUUAUUGAUUUCUAUGGGAAAUGUGGGGACAUUGUAUCUUCUGAAAUGGUUUUUAGUAGAAUAGGCAGGAGCAGGAGGAAUGUUGUUACUUGGUGCUCUAUGCUUGCUGCUCUUGUGCAAAACCAUGAGGAAGAGAGGGCUUGUUUGGUCUUCCUGCAAGCAAGGAAAGAAGCUGAGCCGACGGAUUUCAUGAUAUCUAGUGUGCUCAGCGCUUGUGCUGAGCUCGGAGGACUUGAAUUGGGGAGGUCAGUUCAUGCUCUUGCUGUCAAGGCAUGUGUGGACGAGAAUAUAUUUGUUGGGAGUGCCCUUGUUGAUUUGUAUGGAAAAUGUGGAAGCAUAGAGAACGCAGAGCAAGUCUUUAGUGAAAUGCCUCAGAGGAACAUCGUCACUUGGAAUGCAAUGAUCGGUGGGUAUGCACAUCAAGGUGAUGUUGACAUGGCAUUGGGUCUAUUUGAGGAGAUGACACUGGGAAGCUGUGGCAUAGCACCAAGUUAUGUAACACUAGUUUCUGUGUUAUCAGCGUGUAGUAGGGCAGGAGCAGUGGAGAGCGGCAUGCAUAUAUUUGAAUCAAUGAAAGAGAUCUAUAGAAUUGAACCAGGUGCUGAGCAUUAUGCAUGUGUUGUGGACCUUCUAGCAAGAUCUGGUUUGGUAGACCGUGCAUAUGAAUUUAUACAAAAUAUGCCAAUUCAUCCCACUAUUUCAAUAUGGGGAGCUCUAUUGGGAGCUUGCAGGAUGCAUGGGAAGACAAAGUUGGGAAAAGUUGCAGCUGAAAAAUUAUUUGAGCUUGAUCCUGAAGAUUCUGGCAAUCAUGUAGUGCUUUCUAACAUGCUCGCAUCUGCUGGCAGAUGGGAAGAAGCCACUAUUGUUAGGAAGGAAAUGAAAGACAUUGGUAUUAAGAAAAAUGUUGGUUAUAGUUGGAUUGCUGUGAAGAACAGGGUUCAUGUUUUCCAAGCAAAGGAUAGUUCUCACGAGAAGAACUCUGAAAUUCAGGCAAUGCUAGCUAAGCUCAGAGAGGAGAUGAAGAAGGCUGGGUAUUUUCCUGAUACCAAUCUUUCCCUGUUUGAUUUAGAAGACGAAGAAAAGGCUUCAGAAGUUUGGUACCACAGUGAGAAGAUUGCUCUUGCUUUUGGUCUCAUAGCACUCCCUCAUGGAGUGCCCAUACGAAUCACAAAAAAUCUUAGGAUUUGCGGAGAUUGCCAUAGUGCCAUUAAGUUCAUCUCAAGAAUUGUUGGCAGAGAAAUUAUUGUGAGAGAUAAUAAUCGUUUUCAUCGCUUUAAGGAUGGAUGGUGCUCUUGUAAGGACUAUUGGUAAUUUAUUGUGUUAUUUAUCUGUCUCUUGGGUCAUAUUUGGUAGUUGGUACAUCAAUGGAUAUCACAAAGAAGCAAAUUCACGACACAAAGUAGAACAACCCUCCAAAUUGGUUUGAUGUGAGAGGUUUAGGAUGGAGGAGAGAAGUGGAUGGCAGGGACACAGGGUGAGGGCAGCGACGAUGACGAGUAUGAUGGAAGAAGAUGUGAGACUUCGGGGUUUGAAGUUAUUUGAAAUAUUCCUAUAUUGUGAAUUACUAAAUACACCAUCAGUCCACAUGUUGAACAUUGUAAAGCUGGACCACCCUAUAAUCACUUACAAGAGCAUCUCCAUAUUAGCAUUAUUCAUGUGGACUCGUACCGUCACAUGUGCUCUAAGUAACUCUCAAGCAACUUUUGUAUAUAUAUUUUGCUCCAACUACAAGUUCUUAGCACUAUUCAUCUGGUCUCAACA
This is a messenger RNA of Lotus japonicus, 4457 nucleotides long. RefSeq names its product pentatricopeptide repeat-containing protein At4g14850. NCBI's taxonomy places the organism in Eukaryota, Viridiplantae, Streptophyta, Magnoliopsida, Fabales, Fabaceae. The coding region runs from base 1950 to 4007 and encodes 685 amino acids. The record is from RefSeq and is a predicted model, not a curated record. Gene Ontology annotation, molecular function: zinc ion binding; RNA binding; protein binding. Gene Ontology annotation, biological process: RNA modification. The transcript has 3 exons.